This is a messenger RNA of Xenia sp. Carnegie-2017, 3323 nucleotides long. RefSeq lists its product as uncharacterized. The transcript has 4 exons. Bases 661 to 1845 code for a protein of 394 amino acids. Lineage: Eukaryota; Metazoa; Cnidaria; Anthozoa; Malacalcyonacea; Xeniidae. Gene Ontology annotation, molecular function: ubiquitin-protein transferase activity. The record is from RefSeq and is a predicted model, not a curated record.
UCCUAAACACGUUACUAAACAUCACUGGAAAAUAAUUAUUUAAGCGAAAAAUGGAGGAAAUAUUGCAGUCAUUGCAAAUGAGAAAUUUAGUAAGUCGUUUCCACGAACAAAGAAUGGAACCACCAGCUGUUCUGGCUGCGUCCGAUUCAGAAUUGUCUCGUCUCGGAGUUACCACAAUUGGAGAGCGAAUUCGCAUUCGUGAUGCGUGUAAAAAGAAAUUAGAUGAAACCGAAUCUUCCACAGUUAAUGGUUAAUGGUUAAUGGUCAAGAAUGGUCAAAUGCGUUAAUGGUUAAUGGUCAAGCCGAACAAACGACAUCCUUCAAGAGCGACUAUCACUCUUUAACCCACGAAGGUCUAAUAGUCGCAAUAGCACACGUGCUGCAUCUAGAAACGCGACUGGGAAUAUUCGUAAGCGUUCAUUAUCGAAGAGCCAUCCAUGGACACCGACUUUUGUUUGCUUGGCUGAGCAUCUCGCUCGCAAAGCACCAUCGUCGCUGGACAAGGAGAUCCUUUUUAAGGCUGGGUUAGGUGUAAAAAAGAUAAAACUCGAUUUGGAAGAUGAUGAAGAAAAUGUUGUCAGUAAAAUAACAUCAAAUUCCCUGGACGACAAUGGAAGUCAUUUAGGUUUUCCUCAACUUAAGACAUGUGGUGGCUUUGAAAUGAUGCGCUGUGCCCCUAACUGUCGUGAUUUGACCGUGCUUGAUUGCGCAUGGAGUGCAAAGGACCUUCGUGCAAAUUUGGGGGGCGGUCAAGGUAAGAUAUAUUUACGACCAAUUCAAAUGUCUUUGUCCAAAGAGCCAUUGGUCCAGCAAAGCCAGUCUGAAGUGAAGGAGCAAUGCAAAAUGUGCAACCAGGAGAUUCUUGUUCGUCGGCUUCGGAACCAUUUAUGGUCAUGUAUGGAAGGACUGGACACUAGUGAUGAAGAUGGCCAAGACGCUGAACCUGGUCAGUUUGCUCAUGAGGAAAGUCGAGAAUUUGUUAUAUCUGGUCAAGCACCAUCCUCUAGCAACUCCUUAAUGUCACUUCCUGCAUCAUCUGAAGCAUCUUUGUCAUAUACCAAAACAGAGACAAUAGCAAGUGUACCAACCACCUUACAAAUGUCUAGUGAGGUCAUAGACCCCACAGUAAAAGAAUCGGAGAUCUCUCACAUGGAUAAGAUUGUCGACGACAUUGUCAAUGAUACAGUAGCCUAUUGUGAACAAUAUAAUGUAUUGAGUGCUGUUGAAAUAUUGCGCUGUUUUCAAAAGAAGAUGGUAACUGGCAGAGAUUUAGAAGUUCAAGCUUUAGAUGAAGUGAAUGAAGGAGAUACCAACUUUAUAAUGAUUGACCGUGGCAAUGUUUUGAAGACAGCCUUGGAUGAAAUAUUGUGCUUAACAGAUUAUCGAAAAACAUUGCAAGUUGAAUUUUAUGGGGAAGUUGCUGUAGACCAGGGUGGACCAAGGAAAGAAUUUUUUCGACUGGUGUUAAAAGAAAUUGAGAAAUUCUUUGAUAAUGGACUACGCAAUUUGCUGAGUGAGCAAUAUGUUGGAGUUGGCAUAUUACUAGGAUUGAGUAUUAUUCAGAAUGGUAAAAUACCAACUUUCAUUGGGGAUUUAUGUGGCACAAUAUUCUCUUCUGAGCAAACAUCAGAACCAUGCAUCACAGAGCUACGAGGAGGGUUGAAGAAAGUUGGCAUCUUUCAAAACAAAAAAAGACAGUCAUUGAAGAGUAUCGAGAUGCUACAAUUGUCAGUGACAGUCCAGUUUAUCGAGUUUAUGUCAACCGCGUGGCAAGUGACUUUGCCAAUGACAUUUUGGGAAUUUACAAAAAUCACAGUAGUAAGUUGUGUGCUCGGUUCAGUGUAAAGUUUGAAAACGAAACUUCAGUUGGCAGUGGUCCUAUGGGAGAAUUUUUCAGCCUAGUAAUGAAAAUGAUUGUUGAUGGUUUUCCAUUGGAUGGUGAAGAAAGGCCCAAAACUCUUGUUUUUGAAGGAGAAAAUGACCAUAAAGUUCCUGUAGCCAACUCACUAUUGAGAAGUACAGGCUUCUAUAAGUGCAUUGGAAGAAUGAUUGCACAUUCUUUCCUACAUGCUGGAUCACCACUAUUUUGAAUUUCUAAAGUAGCUGUUGAUUAUUUGGUAUGUGACAACAAUGAGAUUCCUUUUAUAGAAGUUGUGGAUAUACCUGACAUUGACCUGAGGAUUGCAUUGAAUGAGGUUUGAAAAGUUUUAUUUCACCUGAGCAUUGCUUUUCAGUAAUUUGUUUGAGCUAAUGUGUUUUAUGACAUAGUUGAACUGCCUUGGCAAAGAUGAAGCUACUGGAACUGCAUUGAAAGAUGUUUUAACUCAGUACAGAGAUGAAGCUUCAAUUUUAGAUACAUCAUUCUCUGGUGCAAAUCGUCAUGUUAUUGCCCAGCAAAUCAUGUUACAUGCUGUCAUUACCCGUAGAAAAUCAGAGUUGCAAGAUCUAGCUGAUGGAAUGAAUGAGUUUGGACUGGUUGAUUUCCUGAAGAAACACAAAGAUGUUGUUCAACCACAACUUUUUCCACAAUCAACUGCUUCUCUUAUUAAUAAAGAUGACUUAAAAAGAAUUAUUGAAAUUGAAGAAGAAGGCGUUCAUUGUAAUCAACUGAUGUUGUUUUUGAAACAAUACAUUGAUCUAAUUGAUGGGACAACUAGUGGUAAAUGUUUUGGUAGAAAGAUGCAGAGAAGGUUGUAAUUGGUUGUAGUCAGUCUAUGCAUGUGUUUUUUGUGUGAAUAUGGUUUGCUUUUUAAUAUUUGCACCACAACUGAUUAUAUAUUAUAUGUUGGAGCAGCAGUAACUUUUUCUGUUUGAGCAAUAUCAAUGUCAGUAAUAUUUUCUUGCUUUUAAAUUGGACCUUUGCUUUCUCCAAAAAAAACUUAAAUGUUUGACUGUUUGAGGUACUAGUUAUAUUAAUACUUUAAUACUUGUCCAUUCCUAGGGGCAAAUCUUAAAGAUCUGUUGUCUUUUUGGACUGGGUGUGAUUUACUUCCUGCAAAUGGUGCAAUCCUGCAUCUCAAAGUUGACAGAACAAAAGAUCGCAAUCUGCUGCCAGAAAGUAGAACUUGUUUUCAUUUGUUAGUUCUUCCAUGUUAUGAAAACUUCGAUGAACUGAAAGCUAAACUAGAUAGAGCUUUGCAAUUUGGUUCAAGAGGAUUUACCAAUAUUUGAUCUUGGAACAGUUUAUACAUCUCUUUCAGCAAUAACAUAGAUUGUUACAGCUAAUAUGGAUGAUGCACAAAAUUGAAAUAUUUUUAUUCUUUGUUUUGGAUAUCAUUUUUAUAGUUAAAGAUUUAAAGUGAAUAUGUUAAUGUUUCCUUAAA